This is a messenger RNA of Lobosporangium transversale, 1380 nucleotides long. RefSeq lists its product as hypothetical. Gene Ontology annotation, biological process: response to ionizing radiation; double-strand break repair via homologous recombination; mitotic cell cycle checkpoint signaling. Gene Ontology annotation, molecular function: DNA binding. The transcript is spliced from 4 exons. Bases 100 to 1326 code for a protein of 408 amino acids. Gene Ontology annotation, cellular component: SOSS complex. The record is from RefSeq and is a predicted model, not a curated record. Lineage: Eukaryota; Fungi; Mortierellomycota; Mortierellomycetes; Mortierellales; Mortierellaceae.
UUGCUCAAAUUUCUACAUAAUCCUCUCGCGUAUCUUUCUUCUACUGUUAGAGGCCAAAUUUAUAUUGCUCUUGGUUAGAACGCUGAAAUAUUCGCCACCAUGAAUAGGAACAACAUGGGCCGCGGCAACGGUCUCAAUGGAGGCAAUAACAACGGCGGUAGCAACAAUAGCAUCAUACGUAGUAUACCUGCUCCUACCUCUUCUACAAGUGCAAAUGGACUUCCCCUCACAAACAUUGGUGAUCUGCGCCCCUCUAUGCGUGGGUUCAAUCUCGAGUGUAUCCUCCUUGAAAAAGCUGCAGAACCCCGGAGGACAUACGACAACCAGCUAUUGACCACAUUCCUUGUUGCAGACAAGACUGGAAGCAUAGUUCUUGUGCUCUGGGGUGAAGAAGGAGCAUUAUUAAGAGGUGGUGACCUAGUCCGGAUCCAGGGAGGUGAGGCAAAACUCUUUAGGGGUCUAAUACAGCUAUCUACAUCGAAAUUUGGGAAGUACAAGAAAAUUGGCGAGGACACGAUGCUUUUCGUUGAAAAGCCUAACUGGAGCGAGUUUGAAUGGAUUCAAGAUCCCAACAGCAAGGCUGGUGUCAUGAUCCCUGUAACUCCGCAGCACAAGCUGGCUAUGGCAUCUAAUGGGAUCCCACCGAUGAUUCCUGGUGGAAAUAUGCAACAACAACGCAAUAACUCACAGACUGCUACCAAUCCAUCUUUCCGUCAAGAUCAACGUCCAGGACAGAGACCAUUUCCACAGAACCAGUUGAAUCCCAAUGGGAAUAUUCAUGGCAAUAUGCCCGGACCAGGCUUUAAUAAAAGCAAUUUUGGCGCACCUGGGAUAUCGUCCAACCCAAUGCAGCAUCAACAACAGCAAGCGCAGCAUAUGAAUGGGCCUACGAUGAACGCACCCUCAAUAGGGUCAGGGCCAGGGCCAGGAUCAGGACCAGGACCCGGAUCAGGACCAGGCGGCAAUCGACCUCAUCAUGGACAGCACCCGAGCCAUGGCCAUCAUUCAAGCAAUCAGGUUGUGAAUCAAAACCAAGGUCAGAGUCCAUUGGCUACUGGCGCAGCUGCGGGAGGGAAUACGCACACGAUAGGUGCACGACACAGCAAACACAACAAGCAUAGCAAGAUGCACCGAGACCUUGAUGCACCAGAUGCUUUCCCCAGCCCACGGUCAGGAUUAUCGAAUAGUGCGGACGAAUUUGCAAGAGAAAUGAAGCUGGUGUCGUCACAGGGUAGCGUAGGACUUGGUGUAGGGCAGCUCAGUCAUGGCGGAGGACCAGGUGGCUCUGGCCACCUGCGGAAGAAACCAAAAGUUGAAAUGGAGUAAAAGAAAAAAAAAAAAAAAAAAAGUGAGACAAAGAGAAUUAUCCGAGGAUCAGGG